Messenger RNA from Staurois parvus, 489 nucleotides. The record is from the annotation of a GenBank genome assembly. NCBI's taxonomy places the organism in Eukaryota, Metazoa, Chordata, Amphibia, Anura, Ranidae.
GGAGGGGGAGGGCGGACCCUCUCUCAGACGUGGAGGGGGGAGGGCGGACCCUCUCUCAGACGUGGAGGGGGAGGGCGGACCCUCUCAUCAGACGUGGAGGGGGAGGGCGGACCCUCUCUCAGACGUGGAGGGGGAGGGCGGACCCUCUCUCAGACACGGAGGGGGAGGGCGGACCCUCUCUCAGACACGGAGGGGGAGGGCGGACCCUCUCUCAGACACGGAGGGGGAGGGCGGACCCUCUCUCAGACACGGAGGGGGAGGGCGGACCCUCUCUCAGACGUGGAGGGGGAGGGCGGACCCUCUCUCAGACACGUGGAGGGGGAGGGCGGACCCUCUCUCAGACGUGGAGGGGGAGGGCGGACCCUCUCUCAGACACGGGAGGGGGAGGGCGGGGACCCUCUCUCAGACACGGAGGGGGAGGGCGGACCCUCUCUCAGACACGGAGGGGGAGGGGGGGCGGACCCUCUCUCAGACACGGAGGGGGAGGGC